Molecule: messenger RNA, 2351 nt
Organism: Patiria miniata (bat star)
Lineage: Eukaryota; Metazoa; Echinodermata; Asteroidea; Valvatida; Asterinidae
Product: cingulin-like
Exons: 12
Coding region: 1-1479 (492 amino acids)
Source: RefSeq, a predicted model, not a curated record
AUGUCCUCAAUUUCGAGCAUGGCGAGGUUCAGAAAUCCAGCAAAGUCCUCUAGAGGUCCAGGAUUUUCCAGCACACUCAAGAGGACCAGCAGCCUUGGCAGUCUGAACAAACGAAGCUCUGCCAACUUAGCUCCCUCCUUCAAUGCUUCCAAAACUGGACCAACCAUGUCUCAAGAUUACAGCAAUCUUGAAGCCGAGUACAUCAAGAACUUACAGCAGCAGAUCUACUUUCUGGAACUGGAGGCCAACUUUCUGCGGGACCAUGCCAGGAAGGCUACCACCCUGCAGCCCAGGAUGACAGAAGAGGCAAGCAGGAUGCUAGACGCACUCAAGGAAUUGCAAGCCGAUGUGGACAGCAUGCACCUAGACAUCAAGCGUAAGGAAUCCAACCUGGACAUGGUGAACACGGAGAAGGAACGACUGGACGGAAGACUCAGACUGCUUCAGGAUACCCACAACCGAGAGAAGAAACUACUGGUGGAGGAAAUCGUCCAGCUCAAGAAGCAGAACGAGAUGACGAUGAGGGAGAUUGCGCAGAAAGAGGAGCAGAUCUUUGACGCGAGGAAGGAACUGGACAGAGGAAGCACGUCGCUGACGAGCGCGGAGCAGAAAAUCCGGAUUCUGACUGCACAGGUUGACCAGAAGUCAGAUGAGUUGAGACACACCCAGUUGGCGUUGGAAGACAAGCGGACUGAUCUUCUGAAGGUGCAGACUCAGUUGCAGGAGAUGGAGGAUCGAUAUUACUCCAGCACGGCGUCCAUACAGGACAAGGCAGUAGAAGAAUUCAGGAAUGAGAUUCGUUUGAUGCAGCAUAAGAUGAAGGAGACGGAACUAAAUGCCCAGCAAGAUCGCUACUUGAAGAACAAGAUGUCUGACGACAUUGCCAGCUUAGUCAAAGAGAACGCGAUGAUGGGGACCCAGGUGUUGGAACUGCAGAAACAGCUGGACAGGGAGAGAACCUUGAGAGAGAGUCGGGACACCAGACACGCCUCCAACAUCACCGAGCUGGUGACAGUGCGCGACAAGGAGAAGCACCUCAAGUACGACUUGGACAAGACCAAAGAAGAGUUGAAGUACGAACGGGACCGGGUGCAACACCUCAUGAACCAGUUGGCCAAGCAGGAGCAGGAGCAGACAACGUCUAGCCUGAGCCAGAACACCCUGCGCAGCAGGCUGGCUGAGCUGGAAGGCAGGCUGUCUGGGGUGGAGGUGGAGAACACUCAGCUGCGUAGGGAUAAGAUGCUGCUGGUGGACCACGUCUCUGAGCUACAGAAACAGGUUUCAGAGCGAGAGCAUGAGACCACACGGAUGCAGAACCACCUGCACACCAUGGAGGGAACCCUGGCCAACCUGGACCGCCGAAACAAGCAUGAGAGCACCAUACAGAGCCAGAAAUGGGGGGAGUUUGAAAAGAUGGCCGAGAGCAUGAAGAAUCUGUCCAAGAGCAUGACGGCACGGUCAGUGACACCGGAGUAUUGAGGGAGGAGCUUAUUGAUGAAAGGGGAGGGGACUAUUGGGGCGGGGUUGAGGGGUGUAUAUCAAGCAGCCAAGUAUUUACUAGUACCUAAAGAGCCAGAAAAGGGGGGAGUUUGAAAAGAUGGCCGAGAGCAUGAAGAUCUGUCAAAGAGCAUGACGGCACGGUCAGUGACACCGGAGUAUUGAGGGAGGAGCUUAUUGAUGAAAGGGGAGGGGACUAUUGGGGCGGGGGUUGAGGGGUGUAUAUCAGGCAGCCAAGUAUUACUAGUACCCUAAAGAGCCAGAAAUGGAGGGGGGGGGGGUUUGAAAAGAUGGCUCAGAGCAUGAAGAUUUUGUCAAAGAACAGGAUGGUGCAGUCGCUGACACCGGAGUAUUGAGGGAGGAGCUUAUUGAUGAAAGGGGAGGGGACUAUUGGGGAGGGGGUCGAGGGUUGUACAUCAAGCAGCCAAGUAUUACUAGUACCCAGAGCCAAAAAUGGGGGAGUUUGAACAGAUUGCUCAGAGCAUGAAGAACCUUUCUAAGAACAUGACGGCGGAGUAUUGAGGAAGAGGCCAAUUGUGGGGAGGGACUAAUUGGGGGAGGGGCCAACUUGGGUGGGGAGGGGUGUUGGAGAUCCUGGCAUUAGAAAAAAAGGACAGAGCCAGUGAUAGGGGAGUUUGAAAAGAUGGCUGAUGGCAUGAACUACAUGUAGCAAAAUAAAGAGCAUGAGGGCACGGUCAGGGUACUGAGAGAAUUAAGGGGAGGGGCCUUUUGGGGAGGGGCAAAUUGGGGGAGGAGCUUAAUGGAAGGAGGGGUCUUAAUGGAAGGAGGCUGAUGGCAUGAUUUACAUGUAGCAAAAUAAAGAGCAUGAUGGCACGGUCAGGGUACUGAGAGAA